Messenger RNA from Adineta steineri, 2256 nucleotides. NCBI's taxonomy places the organism in Eukaryota, Metazoa, Rotifera, Eurotatoria, Adinetida, Adinetidae. The record is from the annotation of a GenBank genome assembly.
AUGGCAGCUGCAAUACCUCGUCAUCUUCUUGAAACACUUGUCAAUUGUCCAGCUUGUUCACAACGUUAUACUGAACCAAGAGUUUUACCAACAUGUGGACAUACUAUUUGUACAACUUGUCUGGAAAAUGAAUGGAAUUCACAAGAAUCAUCAUCAUCACCAACAACAGAUACAAUUGAUGAAAAAUUAAUUCAUUAUUGUCCAGUACAAAAUUGUCGAAAAGAAAUAUGUUCAACAAUAAAAAAUUAUACAGAUUUACCAAUAAAUCAAACGGUUCUUGAUCUUGUUGAAUCAUGUAAUUUUCAUGUUGAAGCAACUGGACAAUGUCAAGUUUGUAAUCAAUCACCAUCAUUUGUUAAAUGUUCACAUUGUUGUUUAUUUGUUUGUUUUGAAUGCGCAAAUCAACAUAGACGUGAAGCAUUAACAACAUUAACAAAUAAUAUAAAUACAUUAGAACAAGACUAUUUAGCUAUGAAUGAUCUUAUUGAUCAUGCAAGACAUAAAUUAAUUGAAGUAAAACAAAAAUCUAUUGAAGGUAUACGUUUAUAUUAUACAAGUUUAAUUGAUGAAUUACGUUCAGCACAAGCAACAAAUGAAGAUAUUGUUGAAAGACAAUCAUCUAUAUGUACUAAUGAACUUGAAUCACUUAUUGAUGAACAUAAACAACGUUGUGAACAAAUAAAUAAAACAAUACAAGAUUUACGAAUAACAAUAACAGAUUGGUCAACUAUUGAACAAUUUAAACAUUUACAAUUAAAUUUAACACAUAUACAAGAAGAUAUUCGUGAAGCUAAUCAAGUAUUUCAUGAACGUUUACCAGAAAUGAAAUUAUUUGAAAUUGAUAAUGAUGAAUGUUUAAAGAAAAGUUUUAGUAAAAAUCAAGAUUCAUCAUCAUCACAAAUAGAGGAACUAGUUAUAAAUAAUAAUAAUAAUAAUGGUAAACAAAAUUCAUCGGCUUCAUCUAGAACGGCACGAAAUCAUCAAACAGAUGAUUCAAGUAGUGCAGCUUCAUCAACAAUAAAUAAUGAUCAUGUAAAAGCUUCUAUAUCUACAAAUGAUCGAGCAAUAAAAAAACACUCAAAUGGUCAAGGAAACCAUUAUAAAUCACUUAAUACUAUUGGACUUCAACAACAACAACAACAAGCAUCAACAAAUAGUUCCGAUGAUACAAAUAAUAAUUCAAUAAUUGAACAACAAGUACCACAACAAACAUCAACAUCUUCUUCUUCAAAUACAACUAGUAAUCAUCAUGCACAUCGUGUUCAUCCACCUAGUUCAGCAAAUUUAUUACCAAAAACUGUUUCAAAUUCUAUGGCUGAUUUAUCUUUAGUUACACAAAAUCAAAAAAUGUCAUUAACACCAACUCGUUUACCAACAUUUCAAUCCAAAUUAGAUAAUUGUAAUAUUGAAUCAUAUAAAAAAAUUCCACUUUCACAAAGUUUCGAUUGGGGAAUGUUAGCAAUAACAAAUACAGAUUUAAUAUUACUUUAUAAUAAAGAUAAAAGUUCAUUAGUUAUAUUUGAUGCUAGUGGACAUGAGAAUGAAAGAAUUCAAUGGUCUGAUGGGGAUAUAAAAGAUUUAUGUAUUUAUCAUGAUGAUAGUAUAAUUAUAGUAGGUGAACAUAAACAAGCAUCAAAACCUAUUGAAUGUAAAUUAUAUAUAUGUAAUUUAACACGAAAACAACUUGAACGUGAACGUGUUGUUGAACGUGGUCUUAAUUGUCAACGUGUUGCGUCAGAUACACAAUUUAUUUUUUAUGCAUCAGAAAAAGGUUGUAAUAAAUCGAAAAUAUCUGUCUUUGAUCAUGAAUUACAAUUACAAAUAACAUUUGAAUCUGGUGUUGAAAUACGAAGUUUAGUUGUCGAUAGCCAAUGUUGUUAUAUAUUAGGAAAAAGACGUGAACGUGAACCAGCAAGAUAUUUUCUUGAAAAACGACAAAAAAAUGGUCAAUUGGUCCGUCGAAUUGAUUUAUAUGAAAUCAAUGUUGAUAAUAUGAAUCGUUUGAUUCUUGAUUCAGUUAGUCAUGGUGUUAUUGUGACUGAUGGAGGAAAUAAAAAAGUCUGGGCUAUUGGACCAGAAGGUGAAAAAAAAGCAAUUCAAUACAGACCAUGGCCAUGGAGUGUGGGUUUUUUAACAACAGAUGUUUUACUUAUUUUACAUGCUGGUUGUUUAACUUUUCAUGCAGUUAAUCAUCAUAAACAAAUAAAUAAUGGAACAAAAGUACGAAAUACUAUUACAAAUACGGAAAAAGUUUGA